ACGUCAUUGUCAAGGUGUUCUGAAACGCGCACGUCGAUUUGUUUUUAUUCGAGAAAAAUACCGAUAGCUGAUAAAAAACUGCAUUGUAAUUCAAUAUUAUCGAAUAAUUAUAACUUUAUAUAGUAAUCUAAGUAUUCUAUACCAAGAUGUUGAUGUCCAAGCUGGAAGUUCUAGUAGACUUCGGUCCGAAGCCAGACGAAGUUGUCCUAAACAAGACCCUCGCAGAACUGAAGUCCCAAGAAGGAGUGAAAGACGCAGUGUAUAAGGAAGGAGCCAUAUUAGUUGAGACUGCGCUACCGAGCACACAAGUACUGGAGAUGGUCUCCAAGACUUCUGGCAAACGAGCUGUGUUGCAGGGCUUUGGAGAAACCCAAUCAGCAGUAGCGAUGAUAUCGAGCCAGUCCUGCUGCAAGAUCAAGAGGCAGGUGCUGGGAGUGAUCAGGUUCCAGCAGACGGAGGAGGGUGCGCUAGUAGCUGAUGGCAGCAUCGACGGGCUGCCGGCAGGCAUGCAUGGUGUGCACGUGCAUACUGCUGGGGACUUGAGCCAGGGCUGUAAAUCUAUAGGCGAGCACUUCAACCCGUGCGGGGCUCCACACGGUGGUCCCGAAGACCCGAAGGACAGGCGCCACGCCGGUGAUCUUGGCAACAUCAUCGCUGAUGAGAACGGACGCGCUACCUUCAGAAUAGUCGAUAAUGUACUAAAGGUAUGGGAUAUAAUCGGCCGAUCAGUGGCUGUGACUGAAAGAAAGGACGACCUCGGUCGAGGUUGUUCACCGUCCUCGAAGAUAGACGGCGAUAGUGGGACACCGAUAGCAUGUGGCAUCAUAGCUCGUUCAGCGGGCGUGUUCCAAAACCCGAAGCGUAUAUGCGCAUGCGACGGUGUCGUGGUGUGGGACGAGAGGGACCGCCCUCUAGCCGGCAAGGGCAGAAGAGAGGAGAAGCAAGAGAAGCAAGAGAGGAGAUGUUGCCAGAAUCAUAGUAAUAACGCUAAUGUUAAUCCUUGUUGUAAAGUUUAAUUUUAAUAGUACGGCCUCGCAGGAAACCGGCGUGAAAGGGGGACAAAUGAGCUGGGGCCUUAGUCUGCUAUUAGAGGGACGGAGCUAUACAACCUACAUAGCUCCGUCCCUCUUGCACUGCUUAAUGAUCGAGAGAGACGGAGCUAUACAAUCUACAUAGCUCCGUCCCUCUCGCACUGCUCAGUGAUCGACCAUUCUGACACAAUUGUAAUAGCAGACUAAGGGCCCUGAUGGAUUCCCUGAUGGUAAGCAAUCCCCGCUCAUAGAUACCCAGAAUAUCAAAGGAGUUACAAGUUCAUCGAUAACGGGGACGGGGGACGAUGGGGCGGGGAGUGUUUUACCCUCCGGUAUCCUCAUUAACACGGUGAAACACGCCCAAGAGAGGGUAAACUCUUAAACCCUCAAUAUGAAUGGACUGGCACGACCGGAGUGAUAUCACGGCCUUGCAAAAAACACCAAAAUAAAGGCCGAAUAAAAAGGUUUGCUACGAAUUUAUAUCUCCUGUGGUGUUGCGGGUUCAUGGACGCGGAUUGCUUGCCAUCAGGUAACCUGUCUGCUCGACUGCACGCAGUAAUAUAUUUUUAAUUUAAUUUAAUUCAUAUAAGUACAUAAUACUGCUUUAAGUAAUGUAUAUGGGAAGGUAUAUACUUGUAUAAGUUAUUUUUCAUUGAUUUGAAUAAUAAAAACAUGUUGUUAUUGUUGAA
Messenger RNA from Spodoptera frugiperda (fall armyworm), 1720 nucleotides. RefSeq names its product copper chaperone for superoxide dismutase-like. Gene Ontology annotation, biological process: removal of superoxide radicals. The record is from RefSeq and is a predicted model, not a curated record. Gene Ontology annotation, molecular function: copper ion binding. The coding region runs from base 147 to 1016 and encodes 289 amino acids. The transcript has 6 exons. Lineage: Eukaryota; Metazoa; Arthropoda; Insecta; Lepidoptera; Noctuidae.